Molecule: messenger RNA, 8387 nt
Organism: Danio aesculapii
Lineage: Eukaryota; Metazoa; Chordata; Actinopteri; Cypriniformes; Danionidae
Product: gastrula zinc finger protein XlCGF8.2DB-like
Exons: 3
Coding region: 874-2037 (387 amino acids)
Biological process (GO): regulation of transcription by RNA polymerase II
Molecular function (GO): RNA polymerase II cis-regulatory region sequence-specific DNA binding; DNA-binding transcription factor activity
Source: RefSeq, a predicted model, not a curated record
UAAUUCAACUAGGGGUGCAGCCAGGGGCCUCUGAAUUCUUAAUCCGGGCCUGAGUAUUUUAUAGCAAUACUAUAGUGCUUUUGAACCAUAUAAUAAAAAAGUAAUUCUAUAGCUGCUCUGGUAUCACAACAACUAUGAACAUAACCCAAUUCUGAAAAAAAAAACAUGUUCAAAAACACUAUAAUAUAUACUAUAAAGUUAAAAAGUCUGAUUUCUGCUGUAUUUUUUUGAGUCCUCCUCUCACUGCAGCCACCUGCUCUCGUCUACAUUGCAGUUAAGGCGAGCGGACCUCAAACGAGCAUAUUACCACGGUGUCAACUAAACACUUCUCAUGGGUAUAUGUUUCCUUAUUUAUGUUUCUUACCUUCUUUAUGUUCAUAUUUUCAGAGUCUAUCGCACAAAACCAAGAUAAAGAAAUUAAAAUGCAAAUUUCACGCUAUCCUGACUGAAAUAUAACGUUAGUCCUGAAUCCAUUACAUGAAAGCAAGUUCAAAGUUUUGCUAAUGCUAAGCUAAAUUAAGUUGCUACAUUCUAAAACGCUUAACGUAGUUUAAACAUUAUUUUAAGAAAAUAUAAAGUCAACCCAAAACACUUGAUAAUAGGUGCACUCCCAAAACAAACCACUUACUAUUUCUCCUGACUUGUAUACCUGCAGCCAAUCAGCUUUCGCUGAGCCACCUAAAGGCAGCCAAUCGGCUUUCGCUGAUCAACGUGCAGCCAAAUAUCCCGCCCACGGCGCUUAUUCUGAGGCGGAGAUCAGAGAGAGCUGAGCUUCGCUGUUUGAUUAUUACUUGCUUUAAUUCCUCUGAUGUUACGGGUGUUGUUCGUCUAUUCAGAGCUCGAGUGAAGAGUUUACUGAAGGACAGCGAGAACAUGAGUGAUCCAGAACCCUGCAGAAUUAAACAUGAAGAUACUGAACAACAAAUAGACCUAAUUGAAGAGAAUGUGGCGAGUAAAGAGGAACAUCAUGUCAAAGUUGAGGAAAAAUAUCUUAAGAUUCACAUGAAUAUGAUUCUCACUGGAGAGAAAUCAUUGACAUGUACUCAGUGUGGGAAGAGCUUUAGCCAAUUAUCAAACCUUAAUAAACACAUGAAGAUCCACACUGGAGAGAAACCAUUCACAUGCACUCAGUGUGGGAAGAGUUUCGGCCAAUCAUCAUCCCUCAAUCUACACAUGAUGAUCCACACUGGAGAGAAACCAUUCAGAUGCACUCAGUGUGGGAAGAGUUUCAGCCAAUCAGCAUCCCUUAAUCUACACAUGAGAAUCCACACUGGAGAGAAACCAUUCACAUGCACUCACUGUGGGAAGAAUUUCAGCCAAUCAUCGUCCCUUAAUCUACACAUGAGGAUCCACACUGGAGAGAAACCAUUCACUUGCAUUCAGUGUGGGAAGAGCUUCAUCCAAUCAUCAAACCUUAAUCAACACAUGAAGAUCCACACUGGAGAGAAACCAUUCACAUGCAUUCAGUGUGGGAAGAGUUUCAGCCAAUUAUCAAACCUUAAUCACCACAUGAUGAUGCACACUGGAGAGAAACCAUUCAAAUGCACUCAGUGUGGGAAGAAUUUCAGCCAAUUAUCAUCCCUUAGUCUACACAUGAGGAUCCAUACUGGAGAGAAACCAUUCACAUGCACUCAGUGUGGGAAGAGUUUCGGCCGAUUAUCACAGCAUAAUAUACACAUGAAGAGCCACACUGGUGUGAGAGAGUAUGUUUGCUUUGAGUGUGAGAAAACCUUUAUUACAUCUGGAGAAUUGAAACUGCACCAGAGGAGUCACGCUGGGGAGAAACCUUACAAGUGUUCACACUGCAACAAGAGGUUUAAUCAGUCAGAACAUCUGAAAAGACAUGAGAGGAUUCACACUGGAGAGAAACCGUACAAGUGUUCACACUGCGACAAGAGAUUCAGUCAGUUACCACAUCUGAAAACGCAUGAGAGGAUUCACACUGGAGAGAAACCUUACAGAUGUGAUCAGUGUCUACAGAGGUUCGCUCAUUUGGUGCAGCUUAAGAAACACAUGGACCAAAAGCUGCACACAUGACAUAAAUACAGCAUAACAUCUUUUUGAAUGCAAAGGAUGUUCAUAAAAAAGAUGUGGUGUGACUAUGUGGGCUUCUGGUCUGGUGUGUGCCCCCCUCCGAGUAUUUAAAAUCUCUCUGUGGAUACAUCUGUACAGCUCUGCCGCUUCACUCUCCAGUGUGUUCAUGUGGCUGGUGUUGAGGUUUUGGAUUAUGUUCUUUGUCUGACCCCCUGAAUGAGAAACAACUCCAUGGUAAGAAACCAUACAUCAAAGAAUGCUGAGCUUCAGGACACGCCAACUGAUUGUGUAAUCACUAGCCGCGUUUCCACUAUCGCGCCAGCAAGCGAGCCAGGGCGAGCCAAGGCCAGUCGCGUUUCCACUAUCACUUCCGGGGCGUAAUCGGGCCAAAGCGGGGCUUCCUUGCGGCCAGCGUCCGGCCUUUUUCGGCCCGCCGAAUACCUUGGGCCAAGGAGGGCCAACUGGGGCUUCGGGGCGGGGUUACGUACAAAGGCGGAGUUUUCCUGUCAGGUAAAGAGGAGACAAGAUGCUUUCUUCCCUUACAUUUGUUUUGCUAUCGCACUUGAUCAACUCACUAAGAAGAAGAAAAAAUGGAUAGCAGACAGUACUGGUCAGUUGAGGACACCAGGGCUCUUCUGAACAUUUGGGCCGAGGAAAAUGUUCAGAGGCAAAUAGACGUCGUUAAAUGCCGCCGAACUCGAAUGUCCUUAUCCAGGGAUCGCUGUCUGGCCUUACACCAACAGACCACAAACAGUAAAAAAGCAAUCGCUUCGGUGUUCUCCAUCUUCCAGCUCUCGUAGUGAUGCCAGGUUGUGUUUGUGGUUAUAAUUUGAGUUUUUUGUUCCCGCUGAAGUGGGCGGGUUGUGUGACGGGUUGUGUGACGUUUGAUUCGGGGGACGUUCUGGGGGCGGUGUUUGCGUGACGCGCUGUGAGCAACUAGCCCGACAGUGGAAACGCGACAUGAUUUCGGCCUCAUUUCUCAACCUCCUGGGCUAUUGGCCCGGCCUGGCCCGAUUUAAAGCCCUGGCUCACACUGGCCCGAUAGUGGAAAUGCGGCUACUAUGGGUAGCUCAGAGGUGUUUAGGAUGCAAAACCAAUUCCCCCAAAAAUUUUGGCAAGCUGUUUUCAACUGCUUAAAUGACCUCAAAAAGAACAUUAUUUCAGCCGGAGAUUGUACAAACUUAUAUCAUUUCAUUCUAAUCUUCAAUUUGGUUUGCAGUAUUCAUGGGGACCAAAAAGUCACUUCCGUUACGCUCGCCGCCAUAUUUGUUUCCGAUAUGGUCACACUCCCAACUGCAGCACAUUAAAAUGAGACUAAACGAAAUCGAUAUUUGCUAAAAAAUAAACAAACACUGGUUAUGAUGCUUAUGAUGAUACCUCACACUGUGUUUUGUUCCUUCAAAUCUGCGACGUGUCUGUCUCAACUUUCUUUUCAUGAAGUUUAUUUAUAAACUAAUCUCGAGAGGAUCACGUGCUUAUGAUUGCAUGCGUCCGGUCCAGCGUUAUUCAAUUUAUGAUUCACCAAUCAGACGAUUCUUAAGCCCCUAUAAAUACCCUAAGUACCAUAUCACAGCCAUCUUCGUUUUGAAGAAUACCCCCUUCCACCCCUGCUCCUCUUGCUUUUCUAGAUGGGUGACACGGUGGCCUAGUGGUUAGCACUGUUGCCUCACAGCAAGAACGUCACUGGUUCUAGUCCUUACCAAGCCAGCCGACGUUUCUGUGUGGAGUUUACACGUUCUCCCUCGUGCUAGCAUCAGUGGCACUGCAUAAUCUCUGGGAGCCUUGGGAUGAGUAUCCCCAGGUAAAAAUCAAGAAUAAUUAGCAUAGCUGCUGUUCAUAGUGUAUAUAAACGAGAUGCGUGGAGCACAUUCAUGUAUCAUACCGCUAAGUGAUGCAUUGAGUGUAUGCUUCUCUAAGAAGAUAGGUCUUUAAUCUAGGUUUAAACUGCGAGAGUGUGUCUGAGCCUCGGACAUUAUCAGGAAGGCUAAUCCAGAGUUUAGGAGCCAUAAAUGAGAAGACUCGACCUCCUUUACUCGACUUUGCUAUUCUAGGUACUACCAGAAGCCCUGAGUUUUGAGUUGGAUUGUAGCGAGACAGAAGAUUGGUUAGAUAAACAGGAGCUAGAUUAUUUAAAGCUUUAUAUGUAAGAAGCAAUAUUUUAAAUUCAAUACGAAACUUAACAGGCAGCCAGUGUAAGGAGGAUAAAAUUGGGGUGAUGUGAUCAAAUUUUCUAGACCUGGUAAGAACUCUGGCAGCUGCAUUUUGUACUAGCUGAAGUUUGUUAAUAGAGGAUGCUGGGCAGCCAGCAAACAGAGCAUUACAGUAAUCCAGCCUAGAAGUCAUAAAAGCAUGGACUAGCUUUUCUGCAUCUGAGAUGGAUAGCAUAUUUUGUAACUUAGCGAUAUUUCUCAGAUGAAAGAAGGCAGUUUUUGUGACAUGGGAUAUAUGAUUUUCAUUGCUGUCUAAUAUGACACCCAGAUCUUUUAUAGUAGAGCUAACGCUAACUUUGUAUCCCUCUUAUAUCAGUGAAAUAUCAGUGUGCCUCGCAUGAUUUAUAAAUUGCACCAAGUUAUCGUGUUUUCUUAGUUGUCUAUUGCGUUAUUUUUAUUUCAGGCCUGAUGGAGGAGACGCACCAUAUGAAAAAUGAGAGAAACUAAAUCUACUUUUUGAAGACAAACUCCUCUGAUUUAGUAAGUCGUUUUAAAUGAGUCUGAUCUUCUCCGUACUAAACUCAUUUGCUGUGUCCCAAUUCGCAGAGUUUUACGUUCUAAACGUAUAUACUUUUGUGAAGAAAAAGGAGUUGGGGCACUUUUGAGCAUGUAACAGAAGAGUAUGCACAUUUUGGGACAUACUACUUCCUCAUUAAUGGACCGUUACGUUGCUUAAUUGCAUCCCCUUUCAUUCAUCUCAACACAUCAUCCUCAUUUCUUUCAUAUUUAAUUACCUUCUAUAUUGUAGAUUCAGCAGCAGGUUAAUCUGUCAUUCACGAGUCUUUCAUCCGGAGAAAUCUCCUCAGGUAUUUGAAUAAUCAUGCAUUCAGAAGGUAAUAUCCAAACACGCCUUUAUAUUACUUAACGUUGCUGCAGAUGAAGCCUUUCUAUUUUUGACGUUGGCCUGACGUUGGCCAGCCAUGUUUGUAGAUUGUUUCUGUUUUAUGUUGUUCAUAAUUGUUAAAGCGGCCAAAAUAAGAAAUUGCAAACAGCUUUUAUAGAACUCCAAAAGUUUUAGCUCAUAAAGAGGGGGAAAGUUAAAGAAACUGGCUGAAAAGAAGAAAAGGUGGCGUUUAAUAAACAUUUAUUCAAUACAUCCUAGAAAACUCUUUUGAACGCGAUAAUUCAGAUCUAGCUAUGUGUAUAAAUAUGUUCAUGUGUUAUAUAAAAAUCAGAUACACACCACCACAUGUAUACAAAAUCCACGAGAAUAUAAAUAACAUACCCUGCAAUUUAAUCGCAUUAAUGAAAUCUCUGUCUUGUUUUGCAAUAAUCCAAGUAUUUACUGGAGUUUCAGCCAUUACGUGCAGUGGCGGACUUAAUGGGUAAUAUUGGCGAUCGCUAGGUCCAGACAGAAUCUGCGAACAUUUUGGGAUAUUUCAACGCAGAAUUUUGUUAAAAAUCUGUAGAUUUAUGCUGAAUGAUUUUGAGAGUAUCGUAACUAAAAACCUAAUAUAUGAAAUAAAAAAACAAUAACUUUUAACGUUUUAUUUAAUGUUUACUAUGCAAAUCAAAUUAAAUCCACUUUACUUGGUAAACGAUGCAAGUGCCUCAUAUAAUAUCUCUGUUAAAAUACAUUAAAUAUUACUUUACAAACUUUAUUGCGAAUAAAUCAUUCAUAUUUUCAUAUUGGUCGAUAAUGUUACUGAAAAUAAUUUAAAAACUGAAUUACUAUAAAUUUACACAAAUAAACAGAAUUAAUGAUGGGCUAAAAAUCUGCGGAAUUCUGGCCGCGCAGAUUCCGUGUGGGCCUAGCAAUCACCCAAGGGUGCGUUUCCCAAAUAACGACGUAACUCGUUGAGCGUUACCCAAAACGCAUAGUUUCUCUGUCGCAGAUCCAUUGCUUGAACCACGUUAGUUAUUACGUAAAACGCCCAUAAUGAUGUUCUAAACGGGGUGGAGUAACUACUACUUUAGAGAGGAACCCCAUCAUUUCUUUGUGCAAAUUAAAUUGUUUUACACAAACACACGCAUUUAAAAUAAAAUCCAAUAUUAGAUUUGGUAAAAACCUGCACUCGCUUUCCAUAACUGAAAUAUAAGUAAAUGGCACAUAUAGGGCCUGUGUUUACUUUACUAAUAAUAUUGAGAAGUUGAACAUUACAUAUUCUAUUCUAAAACAUAUAAUCACUUACAAAAGUUAACACUAUUCUAAUAUCAUAUAUAAAUCCUAUAAAUAAUGAGGCUAUUUAUUAUAAAAUGAAAUGUAAUAUUUAUUCUUUAUUAGAAAUGAAAAAUCCUACUUUAAUAAUAAUAUUAAUGAUGACGAUGAUUAUUAUUAUUAAGUAGGAUAUUGUUUAUUUUUUAUUUAUUUGAAAAGUCUACUUUUACAAUUUGACACGUAAACCAUUGCAGAAAGUUCUAACCAGCUGGCCCAUGUCAUAUACAUUACAGAUACUUAAUAAAUAACCUACUAUAAAUUAAAAGAAUUAACGUAUGCUUUUCGUUUUCACAAGCUUUGGAGACGUAACAUAAAUUCCGCUUUUAAAUAACAGGUCACCUAUAGCUUUCGCCAUGAGGCUGUGUUCAAAAUGAAAUCACUGUUUUCAAAGUGCACUGUGAAGGGAGCGCAAUUGUAAACAUGAAGAUCGCUAAAACUGAACUGUAAAAAUAGUUUGAAAGCAAAUUACACCUAAGAGUGAAGACUUUAAUGCGUUUUUAUUUUUAUUAAUUCCAACUUUGAAUGUUGUAAAUGAAUAGGGCAUAGGGGAUAAGUGGAAAUAGAACACAGCCAGGAACUAUGUUUCUAACUACAGCUCCAGAGCUGUAGUUGCAAGUGCUCAAGUGUGCGAAUGUUCGUUGGAGCAAAUCAAUAAACUACGAUUGUAACGAUGGAACUUGCGACCUUAGUUGGCUAACGAUGGUUUUGGGAAACGCACCCCAGGGCGGCAUCUUUCUAAGGGUGGCAUGGGGAGGUGGUGCAAAAAAAAGAGCCCCAGUAAAAGCUUUGAGAUAUGAUUUACUUCAUGCAAGUGUAUUAAUAUAGAGUGGUAAUCCCAGAAUAAAGAUGUAAAGAUGUUAACCGAAACAACGCUGGUGAAAGCAAACUGACGCAUGCACACAGAAAACCUGCACGCUCACUGCUCUGCUCCCGGUGUAAAUACCGGUUGUUUAUAUGCACACCGAUAAAAUUCAAGGCGUAAUUUAUUAGGCUAUAUUAUGAAAUAAUGAAAAAGCAUGACAGGUCCAGAUAGUGAAAUAUUAGUAACAUUUCAGUUUGUUUUUAUGCAGUCUGAAUUGUUUGUUUUAAAUAAUUGCGUGUUCCAAUGGGAGUAAUAAAAAGUCAACCACAUAUGGGGUUGUAUAUGGGGUGAUCGACAAGGGUGCCAUUUAAACUAGAACCACCACUGGUAACAUGAACAUUGAGAUGUGCAGCAGCAGUGAAUGUUUGUUGAUGGUUCAUCGUCCAAACAAAAAGAAAUGCAACCCUACAAAACUAGAUGGUUGAUAUAGUGAAGGACUUUUUCCACCUAACAAAAAUAUAAACAAAUAAUAAUGUAAACCAUGAUCCACACUCUUGUAUGCGUGUCUGAUGUCUGGAAGAUAUCCACAUGGGGGGAAAACUAGAGUAAUUUAUAAUAAACAUGUUUUUGAACUACAUAGUAAAGUGUGUAAUGUGUACAACUCUGUUAAUGAAUACUACAGAAUGCUGUAGCAUAGUAAACUGAUAAACUAAUAAAUGCUGUAACGUUAGCGUAAACUGUAGGGCAUUGUUAAUAUAGCGUACAAAACUAAAGCCUAUUGAAUGAUUUGUUUAUUACUACAGUUGUGAUGUACUACCGCAGCAAUAUUAUACUACGACCGUUUAAUUCAAGUAAUUAUCUAUAGUAUGCUUCCAAACACUAUAGUAUUUACUAUAGUAUUUUUCAUGUUAAGUAAUUACAGGCAAAUAUAUUUUAGUUAAGUAGAAAGCGCAGCCCUCUUCAUGAUAGAAGGAUCAUGCCCAACAUAUGGGAUUAUUUUCUAUUUAUAUCUCCUUUUGAAAUAUGGCACAAAUACUGACUUUUCUCUCUCCCAUUCAUUUGUUUACUUCCACUGAUUAGCAGCACCAGAUAACAAUCCAGAAUCAUAUAAACACACGCUGAUUCGACUAUUCAGUAUUCAAUUUCCUUUUUAUGGUGCUAAAUAGGCUUGUAUUGCAUUGAU